CAUGUCACUACAUGUUGGUUGACUCAGCCAUUUCUCAUGCUGCUUUGUUUCUUGCGGUGGCCACUUAACCCCAAAGAAUGAAGGGAGGAUCCACAGUGAAAGUGCCUGAGUUUCUCUACAAGACGAGAUGCUGUCGAAACCAAACAUCUUUUCCUUUGCUCUAUGGGAACAUUUUAGGGUUUGUUUUGCACAGCUGGUUUCCAGACUAGAAGAUUAACAAGUUUGGGUCCACCCCUAAGAAUCAGUGGCUGUCUUUUAAGCUAGAGCAAACCAAAACUAGGAGGAAGAAGAAAAUAAUAAAGGCAAGAGCAAAACUCAACAAAGGACAAAAACAACUGAUGAAAUUAACAAAAGCAAAAGUCAACAGAACUGAUAAUUCCCCAAUUUAAUCCAGGAAAAAAAUGAGAAUAUAAAUUACCUACGUCAGGAAGGAUCUAACAAGAGAAUAUUAUGAACUUUACGCAAAAAAAAUUUCAACAAUGUAGAGGAAAUGGAUACUUCCUCAAAAAAUACAAUUAACCCAAACAUCUAUAGCUAAUGUUAUACUUAAUAGUGAAAUAUUGAAAGUUCCCCCUAAAAUUGGGAUCAAGGCAAGGAUAUCCACUGCAACUACCUCUAUUUUAUGUUAUAGUGGAGGUCCUAGCCUUUGCCAUAAAGCAAAAAGAAUAAAAGACAAAAACUUGCAAAGGAAGAAGCAAAAUUAUCUCUAUUUGCAUAUGAUGUAAUUGUUUACAAAAAAGUCUAAAGCAAUCUAAAACAACUGUUAGAACUAAUAAGUGAAUUUAACAGGGUUUCAAGAUAUAAGGUAAAUAUACAAAAACAAUUGUAUUCCUGUAUACUAGCAGCAAACAACUGAAAACUAACCAGAACUUUAAUUUAUAAUUGUAUUAUAAAAUAAAAUAUUCAGGGCUGGGCACAGUGGCUCAUGCCUAUAAUCCCAGCACUUUGGGACCCUGAAGCAGGCAGAUCAACUGAGAUCAGGAGUUCGAGAUUGGCCUGGCCAACAUGGUGAAACUGCAUCUCUACUAAAAAUACAAAAAUUAGCUGGGCAUGGUGGUGGGCACCUGUUAUUCCAGCUACUCAGGAGGCUAAGGCAGAAGAAUUGCUUGAACCCAGGAGACAGAGGUUGCAAUGAGCCAAGAUUGCACCACUGGACUCCCACCUGGGUGACAGAGCAAGACUCCAUCUCAAAAACAAAAUAAAAUAUUCAGGAACAAAUGUAGUCAAAGACAUGCAAGACUACUCUACUGAUAACUAUAAAACAUUAUUGAGAGAAAUUAAGGCAUUUAAAAUAAAUGGAAACAUGCCAAUUCUACCCAAACUGAUCAUAGAUUCAAUGUAAUCCAGUGAUAAUAAUCCCAGUCUUUUUUAAUUGACAAGCUUGUUAUAAAAUUUAUAUGGAUUUUCAAAGACUCUAGGAUAGCUAAGGCAUUUUGAAAAAGAACAACAAAUUUGGAGUAUGUAUAUCACCUGACUGCAAGACUUACCAUAAAGAUUAAUCAAGAAAGUGUGGUACUGGCUUAAGGAUCAAGAUACAGAUUUAUGGAACAGAAUACAGCCCAGAAAUAGGAUGGCACUUACAGGGCCAUUUGAUUUUUCAAAAGAGGCACCAAAAUAGGGAAGAAGGUCCUUUCAACAAAUAAAACUGUAAUAAUCUGAUGUUCAUAUUGGAAAAAAAUAAACUGGGUCCCUCUUCACACCACACACAAAAGUCAACUGUAAAUGAAUCUGUCUCACCCAUCACCAGAUUCACAGCUGAGGAACCUAUAACAAAAGACAGGCUAACAAGAGAAAAGCAUACAAAUGUAUUUAAGUUUUAUGUGACACAGGAGCCUUCAGAAAUGAAGACCCGGAACCAUCCCAGUAACCCUACCACCGCUGGUCUUCGCUGGACACCAUGAAUCACACUGUCCAAACCUUCUUCUCUCCUGUCAACAGCGGCCAGCCCCCCAACUAUGAGAUGCUCAAGGAGGAGCACGAGGUGGCUGUGCUGGGGGCGCCCCACAACCCUGCUCCUCCGACGUCCACCGUGAUCCACAUCCGCAGCGAGACCUCCGUGCCCGACCAUGUCGUCUGGUCCCUGUUCAACACCCUCUUCAUGAACCCCUGCUGCCUGGGCUUCAUAGCAUUCGCCUACUCCGUGAAGUCUAGGGACAGGAAGAUGGUUGGCGACGUGACCGGGGCCCAGGCCUAUGCCUCCACCGCCAAGUGCCUGAACAUCUGGGCCCUGAUUCUGGGCAUCCUCAUGACCAUUCUGCUCAUCGUCAUCCCAGUGUUGAUCUUCCAGGCCUACGGAUAGAUCAGGAGGCAUCACUGAGGCCAGGAGCUCUGCCCAUGACCUGUAUCCCACGUACUCCACCUUCCAUUCCUCGCCCUGCCCCCGGAGCCGAGUCCUGUAUCAGCCCUUUAUCCUCACACGCUUUUCUACAAUGGCAUUCAAUAAAGUGCACGUGUUUCUGGUGAAAAAAAAAAAAAAAGAAA
Gorilla gorilla gorilla (western lowland gorilla) is the source of this 2481-nucleotide messenger RNA. RefSeq names its product interferon-induced transmembrane protein 3. The transcript is spliced from 2 exons. The coding region runs from base 1898 to 2299 and encodes 133 amino acids. Gene Ontology annotation, cellular component: plasma membrane. NCBI's taxonomy places the organism in Eukaryota, Metazoa, Chordata, Mammalia, Primates, Hominidae. Gene Ontology annotation, biological process: host-mediated suppression of symbiont invasion; response to type II interferon; negative regulation of viral genome replication. The record is from RefSeq and is a predicted model, not a curated record.